GUCUUUGUCUACGAGUAAUGCGAACGAGAGAGUGCUGUUUUGUUUCUUCUCCAAAGUUCUUUUUUUCUAGAUAUUCCAUCAGAGAUCGUACAAGAUUCCGCGGGCGAGUCCGCGGCCCCCUCGGGUCGGACUCAUCGCCGUGCAACCCUCUCCCAUCUCGAUCGCGGGAGAACACGAGAACGAUUUCAGGGUUAACAAUGUGCAGCGAGGUGGAAAAAAGGGGAGGUGGAUUUUUGAGUAGCCGCCAGGGUCCACCAUCGAGUAUCCCCACUCCCGGUGAUCGUGAACGCCGGGACCGACCGGGAAGAAGUGGUGGCCGACACACGGUGGUGGCGUAGCACCAAGACUCCCCUUCUUUGUUGCCGCUCCGCUAGAAAGCGUUCAGAUUCGGCGCCAAACGAGCAUCGACGACGAGAAAAGAUGAUAAUCGUGAGCAGCGUGUUGCUGAUUUUGGCGAUUGUGUCAAGAGUCGGAUGUCAACGGAGUACUUUGAGAAGCGCAAGAGCUAGCAGAAAUGAGGCAGCCUUGGAAUUCGAGUGUCCCGAAGAUUUCGGCUAUUAUCCUCAUCCGCGCGAUUGCACGCAGUAUUAUGUAUGCGUUUUCGGCGGCGCCUUGUUAGAGUCUUGCACGGGAGGCCUUAUGUACAGUCACGACUUGCAGACAUGUGAUUGGCCGCGAAAUGUAGGCUGCCCGGAAGGAAGUUUGUCUAGCAAGGAAGACGAAGAGGAUCCGUUGUUGGGAAGAUCCGGGAAACUCGGGACACUACAAGAACCACAACAACAGCAGCAGCAACAACCACGACAGCAGCUACGCGAUCAACAGCAACAGCAGCAGCAACAACGACCGAUUCAGAAGCAACCGAUCACGAUUGCGAGCACGUCCGCGCCGGUGUCGCAGAUCACCGAGAGACAGUUGCGACAGCGGCAGCACUCGAGGACUAAUUAUCAUGAGGACGAGUACGGUCCCGCUUCGGAAGUCGAAAAUGAUAGGCAGCAACGAGUGUACCGAGGACAGCCUUCGACGAUCGGUCAAGUGCAACGCGACCGCGACGGACUGCGACGGAACAUAAUAUCGGAGAGAGAGAAGGAUAGCUUGGUAAACACACGUGACCAAACUGAAUCUCAUUACAGGGCGCCCGUUUCAACUUCCGAAUCGCCAAGACUUGCUAAAACUCUGACUUCGACCGCGGCACCGAUCAUAUCAAAGUCUUAUUAUAGCGAUCCGGAUCAGAGUUAUCCGUAUUACACGAUUUACGAUGAUGAUGUCUCCAUUUACAAAGACGAUGAUUACAAUCAAUAUACUGUCAAUCAUACUUUGCCAGUACAACAACCAAACGUAAAAAUUAGCGAGGUAAGCACGAAGCAGUAUCAAAAACCGAAGAAAGUCGGCGAGGCGGAUAAAUAUAAUUUCAACCAUGAUGACUACGAUAUCUACGAAAAUCAGGCUCAACUCAAUAAGAACAAGUUCCGCAUAUCCGACGGUCAACAGUUCAGGACAAACGUGCUCAGCCAUCCCGUUGUUCACGUGACAACGCCAAACGUCAUCGUCGACACUUUUAUACCGCUGACCACGAGCACACAAACUCCCAGCACGACCAGCAGACCUUACACCAUUAACGUACCAAGCCGAGGUCGGCCGCAGCAAAUCCAUCGGGGUACAGCACCGCCACGAUCCCGGCCUACCUUAAAGCCAUCAACCGAGAUAGUCUCAAAGGCGCAGGAGUUCGUUGACAUCUACAGGUAUCCUCCGGUGAGACCGGCGACGAUUUACCCGACUCCUCAGGUUGACAAACCUGCAGCGAAGUGUCGCAAAGAUGUUUGUCUGCUUCCGGAUUGUAGUUGCGGUGGCGCCGACAUACCAGGUGACUACUUGCCGGAAGAAAUACCGCAAAUUGUUCUCCUGACCUUUGACGAUUCCGUGAACGACUUGAACAAGGGUCUCUACGCCGACCUGUUCGAGAAGGGACGGAAGAACCCCAACGGAUGUCCCAUCUCGGCCACGUUCUACGUGUCCCACGAGUGGACCGACUACAGCCAAGUUCAAAAUCUCUAUGCCUCGGGCCACGAGAUUGCUUCCCACACGGUCUCGCACAGUUUCGGCGAACAGUUUUCGGCGCGAAAGUGGGGACGAGAGGUUGCUGGGCAGCGAGAAAUUCUGGCCGCAUACGGAGGCGUCAAACUAGAAGAUGUUAGAGGAAUGAGGGCUCCCUUCUUAUCGGUCGGAGGAAACAAUAUGUUCAAAAUGCUCUGGGACACGAACUUCACGUACGAUUCGUCCAUGCCCAUUUAUGAGAACCGACCACCUAGCUGGCCAUAUACAUUGGACUACAAGCUGUUCCACGACUGCAUGAUACCACCCUGUCCCACGAGAUCCUAUCCGGGAUUGUGGGAAGUUCCUAUGGUAAUGUGGCAAGAUCUCAAUGGAGGUAGAUGCUCCAUGGGAGAUGCCUGCAGUAACCCACCGACUCCGGACGGCGUAUACAAGAUGCUUAUUAAGAACUUCGAGCGGCAUUACACGACUAACAGGGCGCCCUUCGGUCUGUUCUAUCAUGCCGCAUGGUUUACACAACCGCAUCAUAAAGAGGGCUUUAUAUCAUUUCUUGAUACCAUCGUCGCGAUGGACGACGUAUGGAUAAUCACCAAUUGGCAGGCAUUACAAUGGAUCAGGAACCCGACACCACUGUCUCUUUUGAGCACGUUCGAACCUUUUGGAUGCCAUUAUCCUGAUCGACCCAAGAGAUGCAACAAUGCGAAAGUCUGUAAUCUUUGGCACAAGAGCGGCGUGAGAUACAUGAAGACUUGUCAAGCAUGCCCGGAUAUUUAUCCCUGGACAGGCAAGACCGGUAUACGUAGCAGUCGCAUCGACAACGAAGUCGACGCCCAUGAAUGAACCGUGUAGAAGAAAGCUUCAAUCAUCGUUGCGAUCGGGAAAUAUCCCGUCGAACGAGCAGCAAAUUUGAACAACGCAAACGUCUAAAAGAUGCCAGAGAUCUAAAAGAGUCCCUAAAUAUUACGAAAGUUUCUUGGACAUCUGAAAGGUAUACUAAUAUUUCACAGCUAUCUUUUAAGUAUUUAAAAAACACUCAAAUCUGUCAGACGUGCUUAACGCACCUUUUAGACAUUUUUUUAUAUACAUUUUUUGGACUUUUGAGUUGUUUAGAAAUGCGAUAGCGCGCGAAGGGAGACACUCUUCUGUUCGGAUAAGUAAUUUCAAGUAUUACACGCGCGUGUCCAGCGGACAAAUUCGGGCCGAGUACGUCGAUGCAAGUCCUUUUUUAUAUUGAAAAGAAUAGAAAAUUCUCCUUUACGCCAGAUCAUUAUUCGAAAUAAUUAAGAUAUCGUUAUAUAUUCGCCAAGAUAUCGUUAUAUAUUGUAACCAAGCAGAAACCCGAUAGACGGGAUCUGUUUUAUAUUUGUGAAUUCGAUCGGCUACGAUUAUUAUCUAGCUAUACAAAAUACGCACUUCAAUUCUCGAAAAAUCAUUGAAACGCAAAAACAUCUACGACCGAACAUUAUUAGCAAGCACCUUAAGUAAAGGAUUUUAAAAAACAAUAUGUAUUUUCUAUAACCUAGAGAAUAGUAUUAAUUACAAUGAAAAUGAUAGUAAUAUUAAUUAAUAAUGAUAAUUGAUGAUAGUAAUAAUAGUAAUUUUUUUCUGUGAUACAGAGCCAUAUUCAAUUGAUUAGAAAAGCAAAAAGAAAAAAAAUAUUUAACACAUAAAGAAGCAGUUUAUGUGAACUAUUUGUUUAAUGAAAAUUUUGUCAAUUUCUUAUAAUUAUUAAUCGUGACUCGGCUAAUGUUGUCACAAUAGUGUCGAUGUUAGUCGAUGUAGGAAACAAAGUGGUUUGAAUUGGAGAACAAUACACAGGCGUAUAGGUUACGGAAUUAAACUUAUUAAAAUUAAAUUUAUUUAAUUAAAAUUAAAUUUAUUUAAUUAAAAUUAAAUAUUAUAUAGCAAUAAGAUCGCGCGUGUAAGGUCGUACGGAGAAUAAUUAAAACUUACUUUACUUUCUUUCGUCUGUCUCUUUAAAAGUCGGAAAGAAAAUUGAUCGAAAAAUUUAAUCGAUCGAGCAGCACGUCUUUCUUUCCGCUUUUCUUGUGUUCUCCCUUCAUUUUUUCUUUUUCAUAAUUCUUCUUUUCUCUUUCUUCCUUUCUAUCUCGAAUACCGUAAACAUCCUUGGCGUACUCGGCCAAAUUCGGCCAAAUAGAGCAAUUAAUUAAAUCGCAAUACGUAAUAAUUAAUCGUCGAGAUUUAAGUGUAACUGCCGGAGAUCAUCGUAUUUAAGCAGACUUGCGACGAUUUCGUUGCGAUCGAGAUUCUUCACGCUCGGAGAUCAUUGGAAAAAAAAAAGGAAAGAACUGAGAAGAUUUCAUCUUGAUAAAAUAUCAUGCGCACGAGGGGAUCGUCGUGUUUAUUCUCGUAGAAAUGUAAUAUGCCUUUAAUAAAUAAAUAUUUCGCUAUAA
This is a messenger RNA of Linepithema humile (Argentine ant), 4463 nucleotides long. It is a transcript of the gene Cda5, whose product is annotated as Chitin deacetylase-like 5. Gene Ontology annotation, biological process: carbohydrate metabolic process. The record is from RefSeq and is a predicted model, not a curated record. Gene Ontology annotation, cellular component: extracellular region. NCBI's taxonomy places the organism in Eukaryota, Metazoa, Arthropoda, Insecta, Hymenoptera, Formicidae. Gene Ontology annotation, molecular function: chitin binding; hydrolase activity, acting on carbon-nitrogen (but not peptide) bonds.